Molecule: messenger RNA, 558 nt
Organism: Arabis nemorensis
Lineage: Eukaryota; Viridiplantae; Streptophyta; Magnoliopsida; Brassicales; Brassicaceae
Source: the annotation of a GenBank genome assembly
AUGGACAUUCCUGAUACCGUUACCAUCAAGGUUCAUGCUAAGGUGAUCACAGUCGAAGGACCUCGAGGCAAACUCGUUCGCGAUUUCAAGCAUCUCAAUCUCGAUUUCCAGCUGAUCACAGACGAGGAGACUGGUAAGAAGAAGCUCAAAAUCGAUUCAUGGUUCGGAACUCGCAAAACAAGCGCUUCCAUUAGAACCGCUCUUAGCCACGUCGAUAACCUCAUCUCCGGUGUUACCAGAGGUUUCCGUUACAAGAUGAGGUUUGUGUACGCUCAUUUCCCAAUCAACGCUUCUAUCGGCGGUGAUGGUCGAUCCAUUGAGAUCCGUAACUUCCUCGGCGAGAAGAAGGUGAGGAAGGUAGAUUUGUUGGAUGGUGUGACCAUUGUUCGAUCUGAGAAGGUUAAGGAUGAGAUUGUUCUUGAUGGUAACGAUAUCGAGCUCGUUUCAAGGUCGUGUGCUCUGAUCAACCAGAAAUGUCACGUGAAGAAGAAGGAUAUCAGGAAGUUUCUUGAUGGUAUCUAUGUUAGUGAGAAGAGCAAGAUCGUUGAGGAGGAAUGA